Aedes albopictus (Asian tiger mosquito) is the source of this 833-nucleotide messenger RNA. RefSeq lists its product as uncharacterized. Lineage: Eukaryota; Metazoa; Arthropoda; Insecta; Diptera; Culicidae. The record is from RefSeq and is a predicted model, not a curated record.
AGAACGCCUCAUAUGUUGCACAGGCCCCCGGGGACGUUCGCCGGUUCGAAGCAGAUAAAAAAGAUCGUUAUGACGAAAAAUCGAUUACCGGGCAGUGUUCCUGGGCCGGGCGAGAACGUCAUCUCAAAGUUUAGUUCUGUAAAUAGCUACGGUAGUAAUAGCAGCAUUAUCAACAGCAAUCAGAAUAGGCACAUCAUCACCUCGGCCGACGGCGUCAAGCGGCUCCGGACGGCAACCGGAAUGGAAAUAAUCUCGAAACUGCCGACUAAGAUACCGCAGGACACGGUUGUGUCGGUGGAGGGUAAUGGCGGUGCUGUGCUCGGUUCCCGGCAGAGCACCGGCAUAGUUCCUAUCUCGUCGGUAAGCCAGCAGCAGCAACAGCAGCGGGUGGUAAGUAGCAAUUCGAAUGUUUCUUCCAACAAUGCCACUCUAAGUGGAACGUCGAUGACCCUCGGCGAACUGGAGCGGCACUUCCUCGAGCUCAGAAAGCAGACCGACGAUCUGCGGAAACAGUUCGAGCUGUCGCAGAAACAGAACGAAGAGUAUCGGGCUCGGGUGGACAAACUCGAAAAGGAAGUGCAAACGCUGAAACAGAGCAGUAGUAAUAAUCCCAACAAUUUCAUAGAGAUACUAUAAGGGAACUAAAGUGGGGUGACUUUAGAGAUUAUUUAUUGUUUAGUGCACUCUGCCCGUUUUUUUUACAACAAAACAGUUGGAAAAUUUAUUGGUUAUACAUGUAUUUUUACAUUAAAAAACAAAAUCGAUUAAGAUUAUGCGAUUUCAAUACCUGAACUGCUCUCGACGAAACAGAAAAUAUAUCUUAGACAUUGUAA